Messenger RNA from Didymella exigua CBS 183.55, 1098 nucleotides. RefSeq lists its product as uncharacterized. The record is from RefSeq and is a predicted model, not a curated record. The transcript has 2 exons. Bases 252 to 749 code for a protein of 165 amino acids. Lineage: Eukaryota; Fungi; Ascomycota; Dothideomycetes; Pleosporales; Didymellaceae.
UUGGACCCUUGGUGGUUAGUCGCAGUGAUUCGGUAGCCGCCCCAGGCAUGGCAUCGUGAACAUGUCGUGCCGUGAGCCCGUUUCAUAUACAGCCCGGAAGCCCCAAAGAGCCUCCCUUCUCAUCUCAAUUCUGUCGCUCGCUGUUUGCUGCUCUGUUGUCGCUCCUUGCGCAUCUCCACUACUGAACGUGUGAGCUGUGUCGUUCUCCACAGUCAUUUUAGUGUUUUCACCGUUGGCAAUCGUUAUACGAGAUGCAGCUCACAUUUCUCGCCGGGGUGGCCGCUGUGGCUGUGGGCGUGAGUGCUCAGACGUCUGUCAGUCCUGAGCAGGCGCAGUCCGUCCUGAUGGUCCUCGCGACCGCAUUGCCUGCCGAUGUGCGCAGCUACGCAAUUGCCUCCGAGUCGGCCUUUGCGGCCGAGAUGAGCUCGUCGCUUGCUGCCGGCAGCACUCCAGGGUGGUAUGCAUCGAUGCCAGCCGAUGUCAAGAGCAUCCUGCCUCUCCUGUACCCUGCUGCUGCUGAAGCUACGACCACGCCUGUCGUCAGCUCGGCUGCCGUCUCCGCCAGCUCGACGCCCAUGGGCUCGAACAGCACCUCCAUCUCGGCCGUCCACUCUGCGACCCUGUCCGGCUCGAGCACUGCUACUGGAUCCCCUCUUCCUGAGUCCACUGGCGCUGCGUCGCACGCGAAGGCCGCCGUCGGUGCCGGUCUCGCUGGUGUCGCAGGCUUCCUUGCGAUGCUGGCAAUGUGAUCGCGAUCGUCUUUUGCACAUGGCAGCUUCUGUGCGCAUACAGCGCACGGCUGUAACAUGAUCAGACGGUUUCGGCAUCUUUAGCGGGCGGCGCUCCGGAUUUAAACGUUCUUCACGACGCUAUGUUGCUAUUCAUUGGGGGCUCGUAGGAGCAUUCGCAUUAUACCUGUUUGACUUUGAAGGAGGAUUGGGGAUAUUAGUGGCUCCGGCUGUAAUGUUUAGCAUGAUGUUUGGCGGUUUUACGAUCUUGAAGGGAAGGGAAGAUGGUGGUUUAGUUGGCUGACUUUGGAUGGAGGUUGAUGACGGCGGCAUAUCAAUAAUCUAUAAUCUGUUGAUGCGCAAGAAUUCG